UCCACUUUUUCUUUUACUUUCUUACUCUUUCCUCUCUCUUGCAAACGAAGCGAUGGAAGGAAUGAAGACCGGUAAACUUUCUUCCUGUUUCUGCGAAAGCACAAGGGCAUGACUAGGCAGAAAGUGAAACUCGCGUAUAUCAGUGAUUUGACGGCAAGGAAAUCGACGUACAAGAAAAGGAAGAAAGGUAUUAUUAAGAAGGUGAGUGAACUGACGAUUCUGUGUGGGAUCUCAGCCUGCGCUAUAAUUUCAAGUCCUUUUGAAGCUAAGGCAGAGAUUUGGCCAGAUCCUGAGGGAGCGAAGAAAGUGAUUGAGAAGUAUCUGGAUGCAUCUGUGAUUGAUGAAAGCAAGAAUGUGAACCAGGAGAGUUUCCUGAUGCAGAGGAUUGGCAGAGCCCAGGAACAGCUGAAGAAGCUGCGUCAGGAGAAUGAGGAGAAGGAGAAGAUCUUGUCCAUCUUCAGGUACAUGCAAGGUGAAGACCUCCCAACUGAUAUUCAAGAACUCAAACAACUCAAAAACCUCAUUCAGAAUACUAUGAAGGAAACUAAAAACAAGAUGGACGACCUCAAUUCUGAGUCUGUGUAGUGUCUUUCAGAACAUUUAAAUAAAAAACACUGCAAAUUCUAUCAUUUUACUGCUCUUAAUCGCAGAACAA
Vigna unguiculata (cowpea) is the source of this 655-nucleotide messenger RNA. Its product is annotated as agamous-like MADS-box protein AGL80. Lineage: Eukaryota; Viridiplantae; Streptophyta; Magnoliopsida; Fabales; Fabaceae. The record is from RefSeq and is a predicted model, not a curated record. Gene Ontology annotation, molecular function: DNA-binding transcription factor activity, RNA polymerase II-specific; protein dimerization activity; RNA polymerase II cis-regulatory region sequence-specific DNA binding. Gene Ontology annotation, biological process: regulation of transcription by RNA polymerase II.